AUGCGGGGGGAUACGCGCCGCCUCGGCUGCACAGAUGGCGAACACGAGCGCGCUCGGGGAGAGCAGCCCGUCCUCACACCUCCCGCGUCCGCGGCCUCUGCGGUCAAGCUCGCCUCCCUGGGUCUGAUCACGGGCGUCAGCCUGCUGGGCAACGCGUCGCUGUCCCUGCUGCUCGUAAAGGACAGCUCACUGCGCAAGGCUCCCUUCUACUUCCUUCUGGACCUGUGCCUGGCGGACGUGGUGCGCUCCGCGGUCUGCUUCCCCUUCGUGAUGGCGGCGAUCGGAGGCGGCGGCGGCUCCGCGUGGCCGUACAGCGCGCUCUGCUGCUGCAAGAUCGUCGCCUUCAUGUCGGUGCUCUUCUGCUUCCCCGUCGCCUUCCUGCUCUUCUGCUGCACGUGCGCGGCGGUGAUCUGCAUGGUGUGGACUCUCUCCGUGGCCAUGGCUUUCCCGCCGGUGUUCGACGUCGGCACCUACAAGUUCAUCCGCGAGGAGGGGCAGUGCACCUUCGAGCACCGCUACGUGAAGGCCAACGACACGCUGGGCUUCAUGCUGAUGCUGGCCGUCAUCGGGGGCACGACCCACGUGGUGUACGUCAAGAUGCUGUGCUUCGUCUACGACCACCGCAAGAUGAAGCCGGCGCAUCCGGUCCUGGCCAUCAGCCAGAAUUGGACCUUCCACGGGCCCGGUGCGACCGGACAGGCCGCCGCCAACUGGAUCGCCGGCUUCGGCCACGAGCCCACCCCGCCGACGCUCGUGGGCAUCAGGCAGUCGUCGCACCCCGGCAACAGGAGGCUGCUGGUGCUGGACGAGUUCAAGAUGGAGAAGCGCAUCGGGAAGAUGUACUACAUGAUCACGCUGGCCUUCCUGCUCUACCUGAGCGCGGCGGUUUGGAUGAGCUUCGCCCAGGCGGGGGCGAACCCCAUCAUCAGCUUCCUGUUCAACAAGGAGCUCCGGGUGCGUCUCAGAGCCUGUUUCCCCAGCUGCCUGGUGACACAGACCCCCAUGGAGCACAUACUGUGUCAUCUGACCCCCAAAAAUAUACUGCCAAAGACACAUCACAUCUUGUUUCAGACUGGUCCCCACAAUGUGUUUCCAUAA
Messenger RNA from Pseudoliparis swirei, 1098 nucleotides. Its product is annotated as probable G-protein coupled receptor 173. The transcript is spliced from 3 exons. Gene Ontology annotation, cellular component: plasma membrane. Bases 1 to 1098 code for a protein of 365 amino acids. Gene Ontology annotation, molecular function: G protein-coupled receptor activity. The record is from RefSeq and is a predicted model, not a curated record. Lineage: Eukaryota; Metazoa; Chordata; Actinopteri; Perciformes; Liparidae.